Messenger RNA from Staurois parvus, 411 nucleotides. Lineage: Eukaryota; Metazoa; Chordata; Amphibia; Anura; Ranidae. The record is from the annotation of a GenBank genome assembly.
AUGGCACGUACAAAACAAACCGCCCGUAAAUCAACUGGAGGAAAGGCCCCACGAAAACAGCUGGCUACAAAAGCAGCCCGUAAAAGCGCGCCCUCUACAGGUGGUGUGAAGAAGCCCCAUCGUUACCGGCCUGGAACUGUUGCGCUGCGUGAAAUUCGCCGUUACCAGAAAUCAACAGAGCUUUUGAUUCGCAAGCUCCCUUUCCAGCGACUGGUGAGAGAAAUUGCUCAGGAUUUCAAGACUGAUCUGAGGUUCCAGAGUGCUGCCAUAGGUGCACUGCAGGAGGCUAGCGAGGCCUAUUUGGUUGGGCUGUUUGAAGAUACCAAUCUCUGUGCCAUCCAUGCCAAGCGGGUGACCAUCAUGCCCAAAGACAUCCAGCUUGCUCGCAGGAUACGAGGAGAGCGGGCAUAG